Linum trigynum is the source of this 17234-nucleotide messenger RNA. The record is from the annotation of a GenBank genome assembly. Lineage: Eukaryota; Viridiplantae; Streptophyta; Magnoliopsida; Malpighiales; Linaceae.
UGUCAUUUAGUUAUUUGCAAAUACUUAGCAACAUAUACUGACGUAAUUACCAGGAUGAGAGGGUGAUUACCCGCAUUUGCAAGUAUGACAUUUAAUUGGGUAACCAUCCUACCAAAUAAAGUUACAUUGAUAACCAAUCCCCUGUGCACAAAAUUGUGUAUUAGAUUUGCAAUUGUAGUUAAAGCAAUGCAUGGUAUUUUAAUAUGAGAUUUAAAAGAAUUACAUGCUCAUGAAGUUUUAGUUGGAGCUCUUUGCAGGUAACUUUUCUAGUAUUGUCAUUCAGUCUCUCCCUUUCAGACCGAAAUAUCUUUACUAAGAUAUUAUUUGAAUCUAACAACUCCUGCAAUUGUUGAAUAAUUGAAUGUUGCAAAUGAUUUGAAGCUGGAUUUGUGGAGAAAAAAUCCAUCAUGUUUUGGAGUUCAUUGUCAGUGUCAUAGAUGUAAAGUGGAGCAAAUUUUGGUAUGUUGCUUUCAGUAGGUAUCAGGAUAUCGAUUCGAUGAUAUGUUUGUCCUUCAAUCGAAUAAAUAUAUACUGCUCGCUCAUCAUUUAUUGAUCAUUACUAUUUACCUUCAAUAGAAGUUAAUGCAAAAACUCCAUGCUAGCCUCAGAUAUGUUUCAAAAGUGACGUCCCUUUGAAAUGUUUUCUUACUAUAGCAUAUUCAAAAACCUCUGGAACCUUCCUUUGAGGAGGGAGAUUCACUUUGCCUUAUCUGCAACACAAUGAAAACUUUAGUUCAUUGGAAUUUCUUAUGGGUUCAGUACUUUCUUCCUCCCAUACCAUUGCUCCACAAUAUUCCCAUUUAUAUGAUGAGGUUCUCAUAUCAAACACUUCAACAACUGCAAUAAUAUUAGAACUCCAAUAUAAGAGAUACAUUAAUAAAAAUUCCAAAAAAAAAUAAUAAAUGAAGGAAAAUAAAAUAAUUAAAAUAUUUAUAAAUCAGGAAAUUCUCCAAAUCGCAUCACCCGAAGACGAUUAAUGAUUUUUGGCAAGUUUGAUGGACCUCAACAAUCUAUUUCUCUUACGUUCUAAGUUAUUCAUUGCAUUUUGAAGUCUUGUAAAGUUAAAAUAAGCAAUCCUACCAUCUAACACACAAUUUAAGAGCAUAUAAAUGAAAAACAAACAUGUAAAUAAUGGGUUACCAGUAGGACUGUUGACAAAUUUUGCAUAUACGCUUUUGCCUUAUAUAAAUAGCAUGUUUUCUUCUUGCUAAUUUGGUAAAUGGUUGAUCAAUUCUCGUCAACUCUGACUUAUGUACAUCAAUUUCUGAAAAUGAAAAAUGGAUAGUGGUGGUUUUGUAAGAUCAAGUAGUGUGUAAAUUGUUAGAGAGAUCACAAUCAGUUGAUAAUUCAUCGAUAUUCAUACCAUAAGAAAAUUUAUUUUGAACUUCAGAUAGAGAUUGAUUACAAUUCACUACACCUUAUAUGGAAUACAAUAGAUCUAUUUUCCCCUAAAUAACGCAAGGCAGAGACACACAUUAAAUUGUAAGAUGUAUAACCCAAAUAGAAGAGGAAGGGAGCUGAAGCACCGAAAGCCGAUUGCAGGGCAAAAACAUGACUGGUGAAAAAGACCAUGGAGCCCUUCCUUGAGUUGUGCAGGAAGCUACAUUUUACAAUUCCACAUGUUCUCACACAGAACGUGCAUAUAUUAUUGGGAGGAUAAUUACUAUAUGCUACAUCCGGUUGUAGGUUACACUGGACACGAACUUUCGCCCAUGAUUGGUGAGACUGCAUGGAGUUCCUCAAUGGAGAAAUUCGUAGGUCCAUAUUGUUGCCUACUAGAACUGACAUUUGUCACACAAUUUGGUAGGGAAAACCUAACAAAGAUUAAGUAGUUCAUAUGUUACCAAGAUCGACGUUACUUGUCUAAGGAACUCUAGGGGGAGCUUGCCUGUGUAAUGCCUCAUCCUCUUGGUUUCCUCCACUGGCUAGUAAUUAGUUUUUCUUUUCUGUAUAUUUUUUGAAUUUAGAUUUUUUAAAACCAAGGAAACCUUAACCAUGGAGGCACAUUAACCUCUAUAGUGACAUUUUCUAGACAAUAGAAAUCUUCCCUCGCCACCAGCGUAAGUGGUUGUGAAAGACCCUAGGGAAAUACAAUCCUAGUCUUUGGACUAGGUAAAUUAGACAUUCUCUACAACGUGAUAAGUAAGUAGAGGGUGCAUUAGGUGGGAUGAGAUUCGUUGUGUCAUAGUAAGCAUUAGGGGGUAUGGGAUCAUGAGAUUUUGGGACAUUCAAUCAAACACUUAGGGAAAAUUUGUAUGGUAUAUUAUAUAGGACCCGUAAUCGUUGUUGGCUCGUAUGCAGAGGCAUGUAUUAUCAUAAUAGCUCCUUGCUAUCGGCGAGUCUUUGCUUAGAUUCAUCAUGGGAAUGUUGAAGCAUAUUGAUGGGUGGGAACUCCAUACAGAUGGUAUGUGUUGGCAUAUUGGUUUGGGACAUAGGAAAGGAUUGAUGAUGAUGUUUCAUGACAUAUUGGUUUGGGACAUAGGAAAGGAAUUGGAGGAAUCAAACGGUGUUGGUGCUAUUCGAGGUUCAUGGGAGCCGGUUGUAGACUCGGUUCAUCUAGGAAGGGGAUUUUGGAAUGUAUUCAUGGUGCAACACUAUUUCCAGAUGAGAUUAGUUCUAUGAUUAUGUCUAUUCCUUUACCUUGUUGUUCUAUGCAGGAUAAACUUAUAUGGAGGCCAAGAAGGAUGCGAAAUACUCAAUCAAAACUUGAUAUCAUGUGGCUUUCACGAUAAAAUUGGAUGGCUGUCAAGGGAGGGAGGUGGUCUCUUUUUGGGAUAAGCCUUUGUGGAAUUGGUGUGGGCAUUCAAUUCCCUGCCGAAGUUGAUGCUUUUCCUAUGACAUAUAGUUCAUGGGAUCUUGACAUCGGGUCUUGGGAUAUGUGUUGAGGAAUAAAGGAAUCAACUAAUAUUACCGGUGGAAGUUUGUGAUGAUGAGCUAGACACAUAAACACAUAUUUUUCCUUUCACCUGCAGAGGAGCAAUUCUAGAGAGAGUCUAGCCUGUUGCACAUGUUGCAAAUUGUGGAUGAAACGAACAAUGAGUGCAUUUUGGCGUCGGGUCUUGAGCUCAGAUUCCAUGAAUUUUGAGAACAAGUUUAUAUUGCCAUGUGGCUUUUGGUGAUUGUGGAAAUCGAGGAAUUAAGAAAAAUUAUUUCCACUAACGCCGAUCACUGUAGCGCAAGACAUGUUUUACUAUUCAUACAGACUCAAAAUUACUAUUCACCUUCUUUUGAUUGGUUGGCUGUCUGUCGUGGGCCCUGAUGUUGACCAAAGGAAUUGUUGGUUGCUUCGCCGCCAAUUUCCAGUCCCUUUGGGCCUUCCUUUUCUUGAGUUGGGGUCUUCGAGUUUCGCGUCGGCCUCAAAUCCACUGUCUGGUAUUAUUGGUGAUGAUGGCGAAGUUUUGGAAAGAGUGAAGGUCUUCGUGUCCCAAGGGUUUCUCGGAUAUUACAAUCCUUCACAUAGAAGUUGAGCGGCCCUUGGACGAGUUGGGUCUUCUACGUGAUGAUGGGCGCUCUUUUUCUCACUUCCCUCUCUUGCUCUCUGCUUUGGGAUGGCCGCUGCCGUCUGUACCUGACCUGCAAGGAAGUUGAGUGACCAUUUUCCCACCACCGGGCGCGGUGUCCGAUGGAGGUGAUUCAACCCUUCGGUCAAUAGGAGAGAUGGUUAGAGGCAAAUAAGAAACCAGACACCAUUCCUUCUCUCCCUUUCCUUACUCAUAAUUCGAUUUCUCUCUCAACAGCAAUACAUUCUCACCUCAUCUCUUCCCCUCCUCUCUCUCUCUCUCUCUCUCUCUCUCUCUCUCUCUCUCUCUCUCUCUCCGAGCCGAGGUAGUUGGCCGAGGUAGUUGCGAGACGCCAGGGAAUCGCCGAUAACCCGCUAUUUUGAGUGUCCUUCAUCGACGAAGAGAAUAUUUGGAGAUGGUCUCUCUCUUAACUCGGAGGCGAGGUAAUUGUCAGCGACCAGGGAAUCGUCAAUCACCCGCCGGUUGUGAGGAUCCAUCUCUGACGAAGCGGAGAUCCGAAGAUGGUGCGGGGCCGAUUCUCAAGCUAGAGUAUGCUGAUUCUCUUGCCCUUUGAUUUUUUCUGGCGAAAUCGAGGUGAUUGACGGGAUGGGGAUAGCCGAGUACCUGUCGGUGAUCAUCGUUCUUCUCUCUCCCUCUCUUCUCGGAACUUCGACGGUUUGACCAGACACCGAAGAGCACCGGCUUUCCGGGUUAGUUUGUUUUCUAUUUUUUUCCCGAAUGGUUUUGUAUCUCUCAUUCUGCCUCAGAAGAAUCUGUUUCAUCUGUUUUUUGACAAUAUUCUGGCUUUGGGUUCGUUGAUAGGAUUUUCUGAGAGUUGAGUUGAGCGUCGAAUCUCAGCGAAAGGCUGCGGGACCAUUAGAUUGUUGAGUUCUAAUGGUGUUCACACUGAUUCGUAGGUUCUAUUUUAGUUUUUGACGGUUAAUCUCUCUGUUCGUGGAUGGAUCCUUUUCUGUUUGACAGUGUUUUUUCUCCUGUCUAGGGAAAAUAUCGGUGAUGCAUUAUGUGUUUGAGAUUCGAACGUUGAUGGCAGUCGUCUGAACUCCAGUAAGAGGGCAGCUGACUCGCUCCAACCGUCACUCUAGAAAAUGGUCAAGUGUAACCACUUCCUAAAGCAUAGAAUAGUGGGGUUGGGUUUUAAUGUCAACCAGGGUCCUUGAUGUGAUGACUACUCAGUGAAUUCUUAUUAUUUAGCGGUGAAACUUUAGUGCAGGUUCAAACAAGCAAACAAGCAAAGCAAGCAAGAAGGUUGUUUUCAAGUCGAGAGAGGUCACCCGGAUAUGGUUCCCCGUAGACUGCAGUUAAGCCGGAUUGCAAUUUACCAAGUUCAGUUUUAAUGAUAGUUAUACUGCGGGAGGUUCUUAAGCAGUCUGAAGUCUCGACUAAAGGUCUCCAGGCCCUCUCAAUCUGAGUCCCCAGCGGGCGACUAACCUCCACCAGAGUAAACAUAUUGAGGCCCUAACGAACCAAACCUCCACUACCGAAGUAAAUUAGGUACAAAAUAGUGAAUUGGCUCCUUGACUAAAUUCGCCAAUUCCCUACCUUCAAUUAAGGGUGCUCUAUCAACCUAGGCAGAUAUUCUCUUUCUAGGUUAAAGCAGAAACAACAGGAAUUUGAUCAGGAUUCAUGCCAUUCAAUAAAUCAAACCUCAAUUGAAUAUAAUCAAAUCAUAUAAUCUGUACUUGGGUUCAUACAAUCAAACCUAACAUGCAAAUCUAGGGUUCUCCAUACCCAGAUGAAUGAGGAAGUUACUCCAUGGAGAGAAAAGCAAAAGCAAGCUCAUAUGCAGAAAUCAUGCUAUGAAGGAUGGGUUUCUGCUCCUGGUCGUCAAUCGGCACUUCUCCAAGUGUGAGCCGAGCUCCAAUGGUGAUGAAGAUCAAGCUAGGGCACUUGGGAACUCUGGUUCGUCUCUCUCUCUCUCUCUCUCUCUCUCUCUAGGAAUCGCUUUCUUUCUCUAAAACUCGGAACCCCUCACUUUUGGCCUUCUUUUCCCUCAAGAAGCUGUAUGUCGCGAUCCCCGGCCUGUAUACCCGGUCGGGUAUUUUGUGUGGCGACCUAGUAUGUUCGAAACGCACCGUCGGGUAACAGGGGAAAAUCCCCGGUCAUGGACAAGAAUCCCCGACCAGGGAUUUCUGCUUCUUGCCCGGGCCCCCUUCUGGUUCUCAAAGACGCCCGUAGCAUCAAAUCCCCGAUCAUCGCCAAAUAAUACCCGGCCGGGUAUUUCUACUCAUGGCCGGGUAUUUUGCUCCUCCAGCACACUUCACCCCAAACGUGCUCCUUUCGACCCAAUACUUGUUUCUUCGCCUCGAUGCCAAUGCUAAGCCCUGAAAUAUGACAUAAACGCACAACCUAGCGUGAAAUCGGCUUAAAACACGAGAAUCAACAUCUCAAACGGCUCAAGAAUAGGGGUAAAACAUGUGUAAUCAAUGAUCUAUCAGCAGCAUACUCGAAGGAUUGCUUUGAUGUGAAGAGCAAUUGAAUUAUAACUUGGUAUUCAUGUGGCGAGGUAUUUAAUAACUCAUAAAUCGAUCACCAUACCAAUUUUUAUGAGCCCUGGAUGCCAUGGAGUAGGAACUUUCGAAGCCUUUUCCUAGCAUUAAGGUUCUUUCUUAAUUCCUUUGUUUUCUUAUUGAAAUCCUGUUAAUAUGAUUUUCCUGUACUUAUUUAUUUCGAAUGCAGAUUUUACAUACUGUAGAGAUUGAUUGGAUGACUCCGCAUAUGUUAGAACAUAGAGAGGAAGCUCAAGUGAUCAUGGGUUCGGAUCUAGGGCAGGAGUUACUUAACGGGUAUUCCUCAUCUUCUUUUUUUGAGUCUCAAUUAUAUCUUUCUCAUUUUAUUCAUGUUUUGGAGUGUUCUAAAUCAAAGGCACUUUAUCAAAAUUUGGUGAGCCGCUAUCAAGUUUUUGGGUGUUAAAAAUUCAGAGCUUUGCGGGCUAUUUUUGGGUAAUUAGUUGUUUCAAAUACUUACGAGUUCAAGGUUCGCCUUUUGAUAAGUCACGCUCUUUGGGUUAUGCAAUUCUAAUGUUCUAUUUCCUUUUCCUCCGAUGUAUUUUUGGAUCAUGUGAAUUACUUGCUGUGGGCAGACAAGUGUUGGGAAGGAACCCUUUUGUUAUGGGUGUGAUUUCUUGCAAUUUGUUUGCGUUUGUUUCACUUUCCUCCUUUCAUUGGUAAAUAUUAACUCAUAAGCUUCCAACAUGUAAUCUAUCGAUUUCGAACUAUUCCAUAGUUAUUUGUUAUUGUUAUGUAUAAGAUGGAUUUUCCAUCAGUUCAUAACAGUAGUCAAAAUUAGUGUUGGUACUUAGUCUCUGGUAUAAAUAGCAUAUUUUGGGUAUCCUUUCAUGAUUCAAGAGAAAUGAGUAUUAGUUAAGACUCAUCUUGCUGGUUUUGAUCAUCGUUUCAUGUUCUUUUUUGGUGGACUUCCAGUAAUUUUGGGUGGUCAACUAACAUCAUGAUUUCUUUUUCUUGAACGUCUUCAGAUAAAUCUCAUGUGGUGCUUCCUGACAUAAAGCAAGUUCAUAUAGUCAUACAAACUCGAAAUUACUAUUCAACUGUGAUGGAGUUGAGCAAGAAACAAAGCAAGUUCAGGAAGGUGGCCAUCAAUUCAAGUUAAAACAGCCUAUAGUUUUGCCGGUGAAUGGCGACCCUUGAUUGCGCAAGCUUGGUAAGAGCAGCAACUUUUUGUAUGUCGAUAAGAAAGAAGUAUGUAUGUUUUGCAUAUGUUAGAUGGUAAGAUAAUUUGCUUUGGUUUCUGAAAAAUCUCUACUGAUUUUUGUCUAUGGUACACCUCUUGGAAUCAUAAAGUUAUUGACCCUUCUCUUUCUUUCUUUCUUUCUACCCUUCGAUUGUGGGAUUUCAAGGGAUUUCAAGGUUUCAAUCUCAGCUUUUUUUGCUUUAUGUUUCAGGAUAUCUAAUUAGUGAUUCCUUUUCCUUCCUUUACACUUGCAGAUCUGUAGCUACUAGGCUGGACUGGUUGAGUGUGCCAUAUCAUUGAAAUCUCCAUCAGAGAAGGUGAUUAGCUCUGGAACAGCUCAGCCUUUGACAAAUGAUCCUUCACAUUUAUGGCACUCCAUUCACAAAUCGGCUUAUCUAAUGCUACAAGCAUUUUUCUUGAUCAACUUUUCCAUCUCACUGACUUUCCUCUCUCCCAACCAAUAUCAGACAAUUUAUGCUUAUAUGCUUUUGCCGUAUGUAAACUCUUUUGCAAUUUGAACGAUCUUAUUUUGUGAUUCCUUUGGUCAUUUUGUAAAAUUCAGAAUGUCAUCCUCUGUGUGUUCAUGCGUGGAUGCAUGUGGCCAUUGUUGGAUCAACAUGUAUUCCCAUUGUGUGUGGUUGAGUUAUAUGGUCCGUCAUGACAUUGGUGGUCAUUAAUUAAAUAUGGCAAAAUAGUUGUUUCCAUCUGUGUAUUCUUUCAAGCUUUGCAUUAUAGUAACAACGGAUUACAUUACACAAAUCAAACGUAUCCCGCGGCAGAUCUGAAAUAACAGAAUUCGGCUUCUGCACCACACAUUAGAGUUGCCACGCUAUGGAACAGCUCAGCCUUUGACAAAUGAUUAUGCACACUAGCAACAAUCCAUUCAUAGACCAGCUUAUCUAACUCUGCAGGAAUAAUCAAACAAUUUAUGCUUAUAUGCUUUUGUUGUGUGGAAACUCUUUUGCAGUUUGAACCACCUCAUUUUGUGACACCAUUGGUCGUUUUGUAAAGUACCUCUGCGUGUCUAUGCAUGGAUGCUGAACACUACAUUAUGCGGCCAUUGGUGGAUCAACAUGUAGACCCAUUUUGCAUAAUUAAGUUAAUGUGGUAACAAAUACCAAUUUAGCUAUUUCCAUGUGUUUGUUCUUAUAGCCUUUUCAUUUCAUUGACACAUGAUUAUAAAAUCAAACUUAUCCCGUGGCAGAGCGCGGGCUAAUUACUAGUAUUGUAUUAUUUGAGUAAAUAUAGUUAAUGAUCUCCCUACUAUGUAAAAGUUGGUCUUUGCGGGUGAAGGAAUUUGUGGGAAUGGUAGCUUCAUCUUCCCUAAUGGUCUCAGGUCCUGUGGGUAGGGCAUUGAAUGCUUUGUUGAGUGAGUAGAAGCGAGACCUUGUUAUUUUCUUGGCUGGAGAAAUGACUCAAGGCUCUCAUGGAGCAACUGGGGAUAGUUCUAUGUGACACGUCGAGUAAUGUUGUGGCCGACGAAGGUCGUUGUAUACCAGGUUUGGUUUCGAUGUUUUGUAUUGAGCUUCUUGAAUUGCAUAUUGUGAUGUUAUGGUGUCUAGUUUAUGGCUGGUGGAGGUGGACAGGUCCUUAUGGAUAAGGUACAUGCUGGUAAGGUGUGAGAUGUGAAUCGUGGAAGUGUGCUAGCUAAUGCUAAACUGUGUAGUACUUAUAUUACGAGUGGAUCUGAUUAUUUUUGUUCUCUAUUGAACAAUUAGGUUGUAUCAUUUGCAAGGUUGUCAAAAAAAUAUCCGACCAGUCAGUUCAACCCAGUCUUGCCAAAAUCGGUUAUCUAAAUGGUUGGAAUACACUCACCUUGGACUAUUCUGGAAAGAAGUCAAAAUUGGGUUAAACUAGUCAAAAUCGAGUUAAACUAGUCAAAAUUGGGGGUCUAAAAAUGUCAAAUAUAUGCAUAAUUUAUUUGAUAUUAGAGAUUUUCUCACAUAUUAUGUUAAAACCGAUUUGAACUGAUUGAAUUCGAUCCAACCAUUAAACGUCAAACCACUUGUCAAAUUGGGUUCCACACGAGACAACUAGUUUUAACUUUUAAGGGGUAAAUUACAAGUUUGGUCACUGAAGUUACUUAAAAAGUUCACGUUCGCCACUAAAUUUAAUUUAUUCUAUCUGUAGUCACUUAAAUUAGUUCAACGUGUUCAACACCAUUAGCCUGGACACGGUAGCGUUUUAGGCGCUAAAAGAUUCUUGCCAUUUGACGAUCACGCCCGUGUUCAUAGGCCAUGUCCCUAGCUGAGUUCCAAAGGCUUUUGCAUUCUCACCGACAUUGAAUAUUAUCAUGGUCACUCAGACCGUGAUAGUCAAUGAAGAGGGCGUGAAGUCGGGCAAAAACGGAGCGUCUCGUCGAGUUUUGAAGAACACGGCCUGAACACGCCCGUGUUCACUGGCCGUGUUAUGGUUUUUCUUGCAAACGGGAAACCACAACGCACUUGGGAUAGAACACGACCAGAGUACACGGUCGUGUUCGUGGCCGUGUUCGAGCUAAUUUCUACGUACUAUAAAGUCUGCAGCAGAAGGAAGAAGUAAGAGAGCUUUUUGGUAGGGUUUUAGUUCUCAUAAUAAAGGGGCUUUCUAGGCAGAGAUUAGGGUUUCCUCUUUCUAUUCUAGAGGGAAAAAGUGCCAUUCAAAGGAGGAAGAAGGAGAUUGGGUUUGCCCUAAGCUAGAGGAGUGAAGAUUCUUACCUCUCAAGGGAGAUUCAAGCAAGGAGGAAGGAAGAUUGUCAUCUCUGCAUGUUUCUUUCUCUCCUCUGUCUUGUUUUCCUUUGCCUAGCUAUGGAAUAGCCUACCUAUUCACUUGGGUGUUGUGAACCCUAGCUUGAAAUAUGUGAUAGAUUGUAUUAAUUGAAUGCUUUGUGCGUGGGUUUGUGUUUAGUUCAAAGUUUGAGGUAUUUUCAUGAUGUUUGGGUUGUGUUCUUCAUUUCUCAUUAAUAUACCAAUCUGACCUAGGUAGAGGGAAUUCCCCUUUUUGUUAGGAGGCUUUGAUAAGCUGGAUUCCUUGGCCAAUUGAGUCACCAACCUAGGGAAAAUUAGGGCAAACCUCAAACUUCGAUUUAGCACUUUAACUUGGGUGUUACUUUUCCGUCCGGAUUAAGUUCCGAGGGAUUGGUCUUGCAACCCUUAGUUUUAUAGGUUAAGAGAGCUAGCACUCUUGGCUUAUUGUUGCAAUCAUUAGUCGAAAGGUUAAAAGAGCUAGACUCCCUAGUUUAUUGUAGCAAUCCUUAAUCCAUUGAUUGAGAGAGCUAAGGUUCCUAGCUUAAUUGUUUUCCUUAACCGAUUGAUUAAGAGAGUGACGUUUCUUUCACUUGUUGAGCCUUCCUACUGAUACGACCCUGGUUUACUGAUGCGCCAAAACACAACACCUAACAAUGGCCAAGUGUAACCAAUGAAAGGGACUGCAGUAUAGUGGCACAAGUAAUAAAUAUCGAAUCCACGGGUCUCUAGAGUUACUAUUACUCAGCUUCAGUUCAUUAUCUAGCAAACUAGAUCAAGGAUUGAUUAACUAAACUACUCUACUAACUAAACUAAGUAAAACUACUAAUUACAGUUUGGGAACUCACUUAGGUAUGAUUCCCCCUAGCUCCUCAAUUAGGUCCAAGUUGUAAUUCCUUUUGGUUGUUUUACUGUUGAUUAAACUGCGGAAGAUCCGACAGUAGCUUGGAAUCUCUUAAGCUGACCAAGCCCUCUCAGUCUAACUAUCCGGCAGACGACUAGUCUUCACCGGGAUAGAAAGCUGAAGCAAUAAGCACAGAACUCCACUACUGGAAUUGGAUUCCAGUACAAAGCAGUAAACUGACUAACUCUCGUAUAGCCAAUCUCCUACUACCGAAUGAUGAGACUCUAGCAACCUAAUCAGAUUCUAUCUAUCUCAGAUUGCAGCAGGAAUCAGGAAAAGUUGAUCAGACUUCAAUUGACUCAAUAAACAUGCAUCAUUCGAUUAUAAUCAAACAAUAUAGCAUCCAAAACUUCAUACAAGAAAGAUCCUAACUCAUGGAAAUAGGGUUCCUCAAAACCUAAGUGAAGGGAAGUUACUCCAUAGAGAAGAGAGAGACUGCAGAAAUCUGAUCUAGAUCUUCAAUCUCCAUCUCCAAGCUUGAUUCCCGAGCUCCAAUGGCGAAGAAAUCCUCCAAAAUAGCUCCAAGAAUGUUCCCAAGUCGCUCUCUCUCUAGGGUUCGUCCCUUGGGUGUUUGGGAUCCAAAACCCAGCUCUCUCUUUCCUUUGGCUCUAAUCUGCCUCAAAAACCCGAUUCUGGGCGAAUUACGGGCUGAAUUACGGUCGUAAUUCUUCCAUGCCCGUAUUUUGCCCAAAACACGCGUUUUGGUUAAGUUUCAGCGCACCCAAAGCUCCUCUCGGCAGUGAAAUUACGGGCAUGGGAGGGUAAAUUACGGUCGUAAUUCUCCUGCCCGUAAUUCUUCCUCCACCCCUGUUCAAAGCUUCGUUUCUCCCUCGUCCGGACUCCGAAUCAGUCUCCGUUUGAACCCAGACGCUCGUAGUCUUGUCCUCUUUCUUUUCAUAACAAACUUCCAUGAUUCUUUGUCCAUAAAUUGAGGUAGAAAUCCAUUCUUCUUCAGGUCAUGCUCGUGUUUCUUCUCCCUAAUCGCCAAUUGAUCUCUGAUUGACUUGAAACUUGCGUCUAUGCUUCACUUUAUUUGCUAGGGCCUGAAAUGUGACAAAGGAACACAACCUAGCGUAAAAUAGGCCAAAGAAGCGAUAAUGCAAGCUUAAACGAUCAAGAAACAAAGGGGAAAACAUGUGCAAAUAUCGAGUCAUCAUUUACUUCAUUACCAAGUCAGAAUUCAUAUUUGAACAAGCUAACGCAACCAUUGUGCACAAGCAGGAAUUUUGGCUAAGGCAUUUGAUGAAUUUGACUAGGGUACUUUGGAAGCUUGGUGAGGUCGAUUGGGAUGGUGGAAAUGGAAGGUUAAGGUAUGGAUGUGAAAUGGGGAUUCUCCUCUACAAGCUAGAGCAGUUGGUAGCUCGAAGGGAAGCCUGGAAUUACAGUUUCAAGGCAUGACAAGAUGGUAGCUCAACACUGGGGAAAUUGCAGGAAUUGCCUAAGUGCCAAACGGUGAGCAGUGGAUCUACUUUGAAGCUUCACUCCGGAAAGAUGGUGCCGAUUCGAGGGCGAAGCUUCAUGCCACGUGAAACUAUGUAUUUCACUCUACAGAGGAGAGGCAUUGGGUGAUCUGUGGAGUACUUGGAAGUCGUCGUUCCAGAGCCUCAAAGUGGUAUUGAUGGUUGUCUGUGACGUGGAGCUUAAGGCAGGAUUGUUCAAUGUUUCCUUGUUUGAGUUGAAGUUUUAUUCAUUUUCUGUUUAAGCCUUGUUUUGUCCAGUUCCGGUAGGAUAAGGGAGUUUUUAUUCGAGUUAUUAGCUAGCUAUAUAAGUACUCUUUGUUUGCGUUGUAAGAAUUCAGUUUUGAAGUUAAUAAGAACCCUAGUUUAUCGAGUCUUUCAAACUCUUUGAUUUGUCAUUGUUGCAUGGAUUCAAGUCCAUCAACGAGCGAGCUCAGCAUUGAUUGAUUCACCACAUCAAUCGUGGAUGAGUUGCACCAUCGUUGAAUCGAGCCUCUUCCCCGGAACUCGGUGUUGAAGUUGCACCUUCCACGUCCGUUUACCUGUUCUUUCUUUACUCUCCCUGCUGAAGUUCUUGAGGAAUUGCACGAUUGGAUUAGAAUCUUGGAGGUCUGGAGCUUAUCACCUACGGUGUAUUAACACACCUCCACACAUUUGCAUUCGAUUUGGGCGAUCUUGAUAUGCAUCUAGGGGAAGCAAUACCCGGGUGAACUCUUCUCUCAUUGGGACAACCUCGAUUUACUUUACUUGCUUGUUAUCAUUUGUACUUUAAACCAAAAAAUGUUUGCUAGAUAACAAACUAAGCGAUUAAAGUAGGGGUAAAUGGACCGGCUCGGGUUUGACAAUUAAAACAUACUUGCCCUAUACUGCACCUCGCUAGAGUUUAUGCUUGAGUUCUAGUCGGGAUUUAAAUCACGGUGUAUCCAUGGUGAGUCAAGUUUUUGGCGCCGUUUCCGGGGAAUAACGGGCCAUUAUUUUUGAAAAAGUCGCUUAUUGUUAAUCUAGCAUUUUCUAUCUUAUCUUUUGUUUCGUUUUGUGUUUAUUGACCCACUCUUCGUCUUGAAGGGUGGUUUGUGUGUGUUUAAUUUUCCUUUUUAGUGUUUUUUAGUUUGUAGGUAUUGGAUCAUGGAUCCUUAUCAUUUCACCCAAGUGUGGGGGUAUCCACCACCACCAGAGAGUGGUUACCUCGGAACUUCAUGGGAUGAUCAAAAUGGGGGAAGUCAAGGAUGUGGGUUGUACUACCAUCCUCCUUUCCAAGAAGAGUGAUUCAGGCCUAAUUGCACAUGUUUUGCCCCCAUUUUACUUAGAUGUUUAUGCAAAAUUUUCUCCUAAAAGGUUGGUUUUACGCUAGGUUCUUUGUGUUUGAGUGUGUUUCAUGAUUUAACAGGUGAAACCAGUCUCGGAGUCGAAAGAUUGGCAAAAAGGAUCAAAAACCAGGAGAAGAGGUGAAAAAGAGUCAGUUCUCGGCUUACUGAGGGAGUUCACGGUCGUGCAAGACUGUGAAUCGAGGGAGACUCAAUCGAGUUGGUUUUCAUUCCGCUUUCAAAGCCACCUAAACUAGGUUAAGUUAGGGCGACCAUCAAUAUUGAGUUAAGCAAGUCGAUUAAUCGUGAUUAAACCGUCCGACCUUAGAGUUGAGUGAGGGAGUAAGUCAAUUACCGAUUGUCUAAAGAGAGAGGGUCGAGUGACACGACCUUUCAUCCUUUUACCUUGGUUUAGCAAUUGAGACUGUGGUCUCCGACCACAUAUGCAUUCCUCUGCGGUUCACGAUUACCGUGCCCAAGGCAAUCGUUCCAAUCCACAUAGCAUGGUAGCGGUUAGGGGAAAGCCACACCCGAGUGACUUUCCCACAAAAGAGUUUUCAAACCAAAUUACCUUUGCUUUCUUUCAUUUCAAUUAUCAAACCUUUAAACCAAAGUUUUGUUGCUAGAUAAUGACUUCAAUAACUAAAGUAGGGGUAGACGGACCGCCCCGGUCGAUAUCUAAAUACUUGCCCUAUACUGCACCAGGUUAGAGUUUAAAAACUUGGGCUCUAGUUGGGAUUUUAUUAUGGCGUAGUUUCGUGCGAGUCAAAGAGCAACCAUGCUCAUGGGAAUACCAAGUAGCUUCCCCAUGUCAAUAGGAUUUCCCUCCACAACUCGAGGAGAUAUCCAAGUUGGAGAUGGCCAUGGAGGCUUUCAUGGGACAAACCUUAAGACCAUGUGCCGCUCCACAACCGGAGCCAAAAUGCGAAUUAGAGCUCAUGGUGGAGCGAUUUGUCCCGGGGCGCCGAUGAAGGGUGCUCUAGCAUGGAUCUCCCAAUUGACAACCCCUUUUAAUCAACCUUUCUACGAGAAUCAGAGAAGCUCAUUCAACACACAGAGAGGCUAAGAGGGCUUGUUGAGAAAGCAUGUGAACAACUUGCUCACAAUCGCCUCCUAUCAUUUGAAGGAUGAGAGGAAGUCGGAAAGGCAAGCCAUGAGAAAUUUGGAAGAACGAGCUACGACAUGGAUUUCCAACCCCUCCCUCCUCCGGAUUUAACACUAGAAGAGAAGGUGGCACGGGCUUGUGCGCACCACCGCCUCGACAUUUGAAAGAGCAAGAGGAGGUUGAAGGGGUGAUCAAUGACAACCAUGUGGAGAAAGAGGAACUCACCCCAGAUAGCUCUUGUGUUGAGGAUGACCAAGAAGGUUUCAUUGAUCACCUUCCCGAGAACAACUUUGAAGACAUGAAUGGGAAGGCGAGAGAAGAGUUUGAAGAGGAGGAAGAUCUAGAGUAUUCCCAAGGGGAGGAAAGUGAAGAAGAAGGAAGGGAGGUUGAGGAAGAAAAAGAAGGAGAAAAUGGUGUCCAAGAUGAGGACGAGGUCGAGGUGGAUGAAGCAUCCACAAGUUACAAGUGCUAUGAAAGCUUUCCACCCGACCUCGAUGCACUUUCGGAGAAGGACCCAUUUACGGCUCUUUGCCAAACCAAGGCCAAACCAUCGGAGAUCCCUCUUGGCGGAUGAAAUGGAAGUCAAUCAGUGAUGGACUACAUGGUGCGGGGCAAAGAGAAAGAAGAAGAAGAGGUCUCAUGGGUGGAGCCUCAAAGCCGAUCAAGUUCACGAGCUCUCAAUCAUGGAUUCGUCUAAUGCUCGUGGCUUGUGACUUCAUCUCAUGGACGAGAAUCUCAACUUCAAGGAGGUUCUCGGAUGGACCAAAGCUUAAGGAGCAAUCGUCUAGCUUAUGACGUUAAAGUAGCGCUUGUUGGGAGGCAACCCAACAUAGGUUUGUUGUUGUUUUUUUUUUGUUAAAGUAUUAUUAUUGUGAAAUAACCUCGUCUUGCGCAAGCAUGUGUGUGUUUGUCUUUGUUUUGGUCUCCUUGAAGAUCUCUCCUCUUCAUCUCCGGCCCAAUUCGGUCCCGACUUUCACUCGCCAAGCUAUGCAGUAACAUCGUCCUACCCCUUAUUUUACGCCAUCGAGGGCAAUGUCGUGUGGGGGGUAGUCUAUGUAUUAUGCUUGUGUGUGAGAUUGAUUGCUUGGAGCCUUGAUGUAUGCCCAAAUUUUAAAAAAUUUGAGGGCUCCAAGCAUUGCAUGAUUAAAGUGGCCGGUUUGUGGGAGAAUUUCGUGUCUAUUGGCUCUGACCUUGGAUUGUUUUCUUGGGAUCGAGUGUAUCCUAUUAUGAUGAUUGAAAAUUGCAUUAGGAUAGUGCAAAUGUUUAGUUCUCAUCUGUGCGGAAAUGAAUGGAUGUCUUGACUUGAUUACUCCUUGAUUACAAUUGCCAUGCAUUGAAUUUUGUGAAAUUGCAAUAAAUGAUUGGGUGGCUAGGUAGUCGUGUGAGUUUUGUAUCGAUCAUCUUUUUCAUGUGUGAUAGAUCCCUCUCGCCAUGGUGUGUAACAUUCACCAUUGUCACUAAUGAGUAUGAUGGAGGUAUAGGAUUAGUCCACGACCAAAAGUUGAUUGUCCCGAAAACGUUUAUCCCCUAGUCAACCUCUUUGAGCCGUGUGACCUUGGGUUGUUCUCAUCUUAGGAGCUUGUGGUUUUUUGUGGUUAAUGGUGAUUGAUAGACUGACCCUUUUCCUUUCUUCGUGUCUAAACUGUUGUGAGUCAUCCUUGUGUCUCACAGUUCUCGCUUUUGAGCUCCAUUGAUGUUCUACAUAGGUGGAUUUUGUACGGUUCUUGCUAGGAAUGAAAAGGUAGCGUUGGAGGAAAGAUCUUAAUAAAGAGCAUUGUUCGUUAAAUGUACAAAAGGCCUUUUCCCCAUGUCCAAGACAAUUACCUUGUUUGAGAUUGGUUUGCUUGGGGACAAGCAAACGUUCAAGUGUUGGGGUGUGAUUCGGGUCCAAUUAUACACAUUUUACCUCUCAUUUCUUGAUAGUUUGACUUUGCAUUUCGUUGUCUCUCAACCUAUUUUAUGCUAGCUUGUGCUAUUGUUGAUUCAUUUUAGGUCCUAACACGUGUGGAAGGUCGAGGAAGAGUUUCGGAACCAAUGGAGGCAAGAAUGGCAAGAAAUGAAGAAAACAGAGAGAACACUGCCAGGGACAUGACCGUGUUCAGCACCUUCAGCCUGGACACGACAGCGUUUUAGGCGCUACAAGAUUCUUUCCAGUUGAGGAAUACGACCUGAACACGCCCGUGUUCAUAGGCCGUGUCCGCAGCUGAGUUCCAGAGGCUUUUGCCUUCUCACUGGCAUUGAAGAUUAUCACGGUCACUCAGACCGUGAUAGUCAGUGAAGAGGUCGUGAAGUCGGGCAAAAACGGAGCGUCUUGUCGAGUUUUGAAGAACACGGCCUGAACACGCCCGUGUUCACUGGCCGUGUUAUGGUUUUUCUUGCAGACGGCAAAAUGCAGCGCACUUGGGAUAUAACACGACCAGAGGACACGAUCAUGUUCGAGCUGAUUUCUGCAGACAAAGUCUGCAACAGAAGGAAAAAGUAAGAGAUCUUUUUGGCAGGGUUUUAGUUUUCAGAAUAAAAGGGGGUUUUAGGG